AUGUCCGAGGAAGCCCCGCCCAGGCGAGCGAAGCGUGGCAGCCGAUCGCCUCCGCGACUGACGCUCAUGCACGCGGCGAUGUACUCCGUAGGCGGAGCGACCGGCCGUCCAGCUUACGACGUCAGUCCGGAGUGCGCGAUCAUUGGUGCAGGCUUGGGUGCAUCCGCCCUUGAGGAGGUUUGCCUGCUGGUGCUAACAGCUGUAUUUGCUGUGGUUACUGUGGACGCCGGUCACCAUUACGGAGGCUAUGGUGGCGGUGGCGGUGGCGGCGGAGGUGGAGGAGGUGGUCAUGGAUACGGCCACGUCAUCGUGAUUCACAAACACCACGGAGGCUACGGCGGUGGCGGAGGGGGUGGAGGUGGCGGCGGAGGCGGCUACGGAGGCCACGGGUGGUGGUAG
Messenger RNA from Rhipicephalus sanguineus (brown dog tick), 399 nucleotides. RefSeq lists its product as uncharacterized. The transcript has 2 exons. Bases 1 to 399 code for a protein of 132 amino acids. NCBI's taxonomy places the organism in Eukaryota, Metazoa, Arthropoda, Arachnida, Ixodida, Ixodidae. The record is from RefSeq and is a predicted model, not a curated record.